AUGGGCGACACCGAACCCCCCGCAAAGAAGAAGUGUCUGGGCGUCGACUGCGAGAACGAGGCCGGGUCUCUGCAGUGCCCGACAUGUCUGAAGCUGGGCAUCAAGGGCAGCUUCUUCUGCUCGCAGGACUGCUUCAAGAAGAGCUGGGCCGACCACAAGACCAUGCACAAGACUGCGCAGGGCAAGUCCCAGAACGGUAUUCUCCACAGCUUGAUCCCUCCCAAGGUCGUCUCUAAGCCUGAUCCAGCGACUGGUUUCUUCAACCCCUUCCCGACCUACGCCUUCACCGGCCCUCUGCGCCCCGUCUACCCGCUGUCGCCCAGGCGCCCUGUGCCCAAGUCCAUCCCGCACCCCGACUACGCCGAGACCGGCAUCCCCCGGAGCUCGCGCCUGCUGAACCGGAACAAGAUCGAGAUCCUCGACGCCAAGGCCCAGGAGGGCAUGCGCAAGGUCUGCCGCCUGGCUCGCGAAGUGCUCGACAUUGUCGCGGCCGAGCUGAAGCCCGGCAUCACCACCGACUAUCUGGAUGAGGUCUGCCACAAGGCAUGCGUUGAGCGGAACUCGUAUCCCUCGCCUCUGAACUACAACCACUUCCCCAAGUCGAUAUGCACAUCGCCGAACGAGGUCAUCUGCCACGGCAUCCCCGACCAGCGCGUGCUGCUGGACGGCGACAUUAUCAACCUGGACGUCACGCUGUACCACGAGGGCUUCCACGGCGACCUCAACGAGACGUACUACGUGGGCGACCGCGCCAAGGCCGACCCGGACGCGGUGCGGGUCGUCGAGACGGCGCGCGAGUGUCUGGACGAGGCCAUCAAGCUGGUCAAGCCGGGGACGCUGAUCCGGGAUUUUGGCAACGUCAUCGAGAAGCACGCCAAGGAGAAGAACUGCAGCGUGAUCCGGACGUACUGUGGCCACGGCAUCAACAGCAUCUUCCACUGCCCGCCAAACGUGCCUCACUAUGCCAAGAACAAGGCCGUGGGCGAGUGCAAGCCGGGCAUGACCUUCACCAUCGAGCCCAUGAUCGCGCUUGGCAAGUACCGAGAUGUCACCUGGCCGGACAACUGGACCAGCACCACGAUCGACGGGAAGAAGACGGCGCAGUUUGAGCACACGUUGCUGGUGACGGAGACGGGGGUGGAGAUCCUGACGGCCAGGCAAGAGAACUCGCCGGGCGGCCCGGUAGCGAUGCCGGCGGCGCAGAACGGAACGGCCAGUGGCUAG
Molecule: messenger RNA, 1224 nt
Organism: Neoarthrinium moseri
Lineage: Eukaryota; Fungi; Ascomycota; Sordariomycetes; Amphisphaeriales; Apiosporaceae
Exons: 4
Coding region: 1-1224 (407 amino acids)
Biological process (GO): proteolysis
Molecular function (GO): metalloaminopeptidase activity
Source: RefSeq, a predicted model, not a curated record